This is a messenger RNA of Lodderomyces margitis, 1209 nucleotides long. RefSeq lists its product as uncharacterized. Bases 1 to 1209 code for a protein of 402 amino acids. The transcript has a single exon. The record is from RefSeq and is a predicted model, not a curated record. NCBI's taxonomy places the organism in Eukaryota, Fungi, Ascomycota, Pichiomycetes, Serinales, Debaryomycetaceae.
AUGUCUCAUGACGACUCACAUGAAUUUUUUAAACUUCAACUUGAAGAGGAUGCAUAUUUCAAACAGUUGAGUUAUGGACAUAUAAUUGGCCAGAAAAGGACUUUGAGUGUUGGAAGCAACAGGUCCAAACACACACUACAGCAAGAACAGGCAAAUGACAAUGGAAAAUUGGAUAAUUUGAACUAUGAUAAAGAAAAGGAGAAACUAUUGCAACUAUGUGUGUAUCAAGAAUGGUACAAAUUGCAAUCAAAACAAAUGAAUGAAUUACGAGUCAAGAUUUAUCAAGAUCAAAUGCUAGUCUAUAACGAAACAGUGAAACGGUAUAGGAAAUGCGAAGGGGAUUGGAUUCGACUGCAUGGAGAAAAUAAGAGGCAAGAAGAAGAAGCGAAGAGGAAGAUAAUGGGGUGGAGGCAGCAAAUGAAGAAAUGGAUUGGACAUGCGUUAAGAAAGAAAAUUGUGGGGAAGAAGAAGUUAAAACUGUUUAGGAAAAAGGAUACCAAAGAGGAAGACGAUUCAAAAGAGAAAAAGAAGAAUGUAAAUAAAUUUGGAACUAGAAGGUAUUUCAAGAGGACCAGAAGCGAACCGAAUGAGAUUGAAAGCAAAGUAACUAUGCACUCAAGUAAAUCAAAUCAUGACCAACAAGAUCGAGGUAAAUCCAAGAAAGUUAAGACUAAGCAACUUGGUUAUUCCCGAUAUCUAUGCCAUAUUACAUACAAACCUGGAUCCAUUUGUACCACUUGCUUCAUUUCCACCAGGACCAAGGCUUGUCAUCGAACACGAAAACAGCCAACACCACUUCAAAGGCUCUUGGUGUUGAAUUGCCGACAAUGGCUGACCAUAAAAUGGGUUUGGCUUAAGAAGCAAAUAGAACAAAAGUUGACACUAUUCAACAGCACUAUUAAAUCAUUGACAUUUAGAGUAUUUAUUUACAAGGUGAGAGUAAUUAGAGGAUACUUUGCCUUGUUAGAGUGGGCUGAUAUGAAGAGAAGAAUAUGGAUGAUAAGAAUAAGGAGUAAGAGGUACACCAAUCCCAGACUGAAUAGAAGCUGUACGGUAACAAUUGCAAAUGUCGAAUUUAAAAAUCAUGUACCCCAUGGUAUCGCAACUGACAAAUUUGACCGUGCUCAUCGAGCGUAUCUUAAAUUUGAAAUGCACAAAUUGCAAUUACUUUGUCGGCAUAGUUUGCAAUUCACUUACAUAACUAUCUAA